This is a messenger RNA of Tripterygium wilfordii, 831 nucleotides long. RefSeq lists its product as uncharacterized. Gene Ontology annotation, molecular function: structural constituent of ribosome. Gene Ontology annotation, biological process: translation. Lineage: Eukaryota; Viridiplantae; Streptophyta; Magnoliopsida; Celastrales; Celastraceae. The transcript is spliced from 4 exons. The record is from RefSeq and is a predicted model, not a curated record. Gene Ontology annotation, cellular component: mitochondrial large ribosomal subunit. The coding region runs from base 181 to 582 and encodes 133 amino acids.
UCCUAUAUUCUAACAAUCAGGCCCAUAAAUCCGCCAUCCAACAAAAAACCAGCUCUGAAGCCGUUCGUCGUCUCUUCUCGCCCUCUCGGCCGUCUUUGGCGCUCGCAAUUCGCUCAAUCUUCUCGCUCUCUCAUUGUUGAUUGAAGGAAGCCCUGACUAGACAUAAUUUUACCCAAAUCAAUGGCGUUUAGAUCGUGGAUUCUCAAUAACAUCGUUGGUAACUCGGGGAGUAUGUUAGGGGUCAGGAGGUGGUCUCACAUCUCCGCGCUACCUCCACCACUGGGGGGAGCUGUCCAGCCUGGUAUUGCAUCUCCACCUCUUGUCUUACCUGAGUUUGAUGCGAACCCAGAGAAAGAUAGCAAUGGUUUUGGAUUCCCAAGCUUCUCAUUUGGUGGUUCCAUGGAGCUCAUGGCUGUCCCCAAGAAGAAGAUCUCUAAACAUAAGAGAGGCAUAAGAAAUGGACCAAAAGCUCUGAAACCAACUCCAGUGAUAAUUCGGUGCAAGAGUUGUGGGCGAGUUAAGUUGCCUCACUUCUUCUGUUGCAGUGGCGAAAGGAUACAGCCUGGUGAGCACAACAAUUAGGCUUAUUAUCAGGAAGUAUUAAACUGUUCUAGUAUUGUAGAGCUGAAUGGCCAUUCCCUCUUUUUCUUCGAGUUGUUCUAACAAUGUUGAGAAUUCAUUUUGCCGUUUCCUUUGAGAAAUGUAAUCCAGUUGUUCUUUUCUGUCUCCUUAAUUUGUUUAAACAUGAUUAUAUUAAAAUGGUUAGCACUAUCUAGCUGGAGUUUUUUGUACACGAUGAAACAACAUAAUCAAAACCACCUCUUUUUUUUC